Lindgomyces ingoldianus is the source of this 1632-nucleotide messenger RNA. Its product is annotated as WD40 repeat-like protein. The coding region runs from base 13 to 1332 and encodes 439 amino acids. Gene Ontology annotation, molecular function: protein binding. The record is from RefSeq and is a predicted model, not a curated record. Lineage: Eukaryota; Fungi; Ascomycota; Dothideomycetes; Pleosporales; Lindgomycetaceae. The transcript is spliced from 2 exons.
AUUGAGCAAAUCAUGGAGGAAAAGAAGGCCUUCGAUAUUAGUCUCAAUUUCGAAAAGCUGGGAAUUGAGAAUCUCAGCAAUGGCUGGCGAAGGCCAGCACCCUCCGUUCCCGUAGUAUUGGAUACGCUUCCCACCACGUCCAACAUCUUAAGUAUUCACCUAUUGGACCUGGUCACUUUCAACGAUUCUGGGACUGAAGGCCCGAAGCAAUGUAUCGCCACCGCGACUGCAGACAGACGGCUAAACCUAAUCAAGCCAGAUCCUUCGUGUUUCUCCUUGCUCCGUUCUUACACUCAUUUUCAAGACUCGCCAAUUUUAGACUUCACUGUAGUGAAUUGUAAAUACCUCCUAACUGCUUCCAUGUCUGGCCGGUUGCUUCUAUACAACACAGAAGCAGACCAAAUCUUGGACGAGAGAAGAGAUCAUUCUAAAUACAUCGUCAAGAUCGCAAAGUGGUCAACCGGUUUGUCGAUGCUUGUCGCAAGCGCGGGGUGGGACUCAAAGCUGAACCUUUAUCGCCUUGAAGCCACUGACGAUGGUAUUGCGAAAAUUGGGGAACCUGUGGCAACACUAGGCCUAACAAGCAUCCCCGAGACAAUCUUGUUCAUUGAGUCAUCUAUGGUUUCAUCUCCAAUUCUCUUGCUGUCUAGAAGAGAUUCUACCUUCCUCUAUUACUACUCCGUCCCUCCGCUAGGUGUAGCCACCUCAGAAAUCACCCUUUUAGGAAAGCAGAAUCUAGCACCUCUAAGCAACGCGUGGGUAGCAUUUAGUCCGUCUGACGUCCAGUUAUGCCCAUCAGACCCAUCUCUUGUCGCCGUCGCGACAUCUACGACUCCGCACAUGAAGCUCUUGCUCGUGCGACUCCUUGUUCCACCGAACGGACCCUCUGCUUCCAAUGUAGAUGACAGCGACCACUACGCUUCACACAAUACCCUAGAGCCCGUUAUAGACUCCCACAACACGCUCAGCUCCACCGUUCAAGCGUCACAAGCCCGAGAAAAUCUUAUCAUGAGGGAUCGAGAGGAAGCCGCCAUUAUUCUAAGCAUAAAUACGUUGGCUCCACAAACAGCCUAUUCCACACCGAAAUUAGCUUGGCGGCCGGACGGCUCUGGAGUUUAUGUGAGCUCCGACGACGGCGUCAUCCGAGGAUUCGAAGCAAGUACGGGAAAACUUAUCACGAGUCUAGAGGGCCAUGCUCCUGGAUUCAAAAUUCGCUGCCUUUGGGCCGGUUUCGUAAAAGGGGAUUCUACAGACAUGUCAACUAGUAGGCCGGAAGAAUGGCUCAUUAGUGGGGGGUUUGAUCAAAAGCUGAUUGUGUGGAGAGAUGUAUAACGAAGGCCGACCGAGUGGAUGGCAUCACAAUUCCUCACGGAUGGGGACAGAACAGACUCAUGUGACGUGGGAACCAACCACACUGGUUUUGUAAUCCACAAUUGGCAGAGGAAAAGCAAAGGUUACGCCAGGGAUGGCUUCGGCGACACCCGAAAACAGAUGACUGUCUCUGCCGGACUAUUCAGGCUUUACAAGCUACCUCAAUUAACGACCUUCAUCUGCGUUAGUAGAAGCAUGCGGAGACCGCUCCCGUGAACUGGAGUUGUUUAAACGCCAUAAACGACCUACCUAAAAUUGCAG